CACCAACAGGGUGGAAGUGUGGAAUUGUGAUGUGGACCACACCUGCACAUCAGGCUACCCCAAGGUUGUUACAGUUGUUGAUGCGAGAGAUGUAGACGAGUGGUUCUUAACCUUUUUGGAGUCAUGGACCCUAUUGAAAGUCUUGUGAAAGCUACGGAUCCCUCCCAAGUAAAAUGCAUAAUGGAGAAGGGAUGGAACGCUUGUGGUCGUAUCUGAGACGUUUCAACCGCAUCACAAAAGAAAUGACCCCCGACCAUCAUCGUGUGGCACUACUAGAUGAUGCUUUGCUUCACUACUCAGAAUACCUCAGGAACCAAAUGGGAGAAACGCUGAUGCAUCGCUACAUAAAAGCGCAGACAACCGGGAGUAACUGUGAUCAGGAACUUGAGCAGCUAACGUCAAGCUUGUCAGUUUUGAUUUACAACGAGCACAGUUGCAGAGUGAUUUCGACAAUGCUGAGAGCGAGAAUGAGCACCUCUCCUUGCAGAUUAAACAAGCUAGCUCAUGCCAGCAGAAAGCCUAUGGCAAGGCUGCCAUACGAGCUGGUCGAUGCUGGCAUCAUCGGUUGCGAAGGACUACCACCUGGGGUGCUCCUUAAGAGAGCAAGCAACUACGGCCAUAGAUGCUUGGAGAGAAUCUUGGUUGAAUCCGAGAAAAUCAAGUUUGUAAUCUUUCCUCAUGGUGCAAGUGGAGCUGCCACUACCUCACAGUGAUUACCUCACAGUGAAGACUUUUAGUUGGGGAUUCGCAUCCAUGUUCUUUAGAUGGAAGACACUUACUUGUGUUUUCCCAGGAUUGGCACGUAGAUGGUUUGCAGUGUAGUAAGUGGUUAGACUAGCAGAGGAUGCUUCAUUGUGGAAGGCCAUUCUUCUGUCUAAGCCAUCUGCUGCAGUUACCAUUGAGAUCCACGAGAAACCGCCUGUUUGCCAACAGGUUCUUGAUCAGAUUUGUCAGUCUCACAUCCUUUACUUGCUGGUAUAGUUUUUUUGGUAAGGGGUCGAUGGUUGACUGCGUCGUAAGCUGUGGAGAAGUAAAAUGCUAUAGUGUGUAAAUUGUUAAGUAAAUACAUACAUCGAUUAUUUUGUGUGUAUGUUAUUAAUGUUCUUGUAUUAGCUGUAAGGGUAUAUCUCGUCUUGGUUUUUGUACUAACCAUAGCAAUUAUUGCCUUAAAAUCUGUGUUCAUGUGGAUAUAAAAUAUGUAUGCUUUAAAUCUGUGCAUAUAAGUUGUAUUGUUUUUGCAGUUGCCAGAAGCAAAAGUGUUAUUAUUUCAACAAGUGCGCUCAACGCUAAGAAGUUUCAAUUUAACUUGUUGGAUGUUUCUGACUAUUAUAAUUAUAUAUGCAGACACCUUACUUACUGAGAUGUCAAAACAUCUUCUUAAAAUAUAACCUAGCUGUGAUCUCGUGAAUAAUCUGUACGUUGAUGUUAGUUGUAGAUAGUUAUAGAUGUAACUUGUGCCAGUCAUAUAGUUUUUUUAACUGCUUGAGGAGAACUUAAUUGCUGUAAAAUGUUACAAUAAGUAAAUUGAUUAAUAAACUUUUAUCUGUGAAAAACAUUGCCAUUCUAUCAAUACACUUAUGUUCAGCUAAAGA
Molecule: messenger RNA, 1592 nt
Organism: Priapulus caudatus
Lineage: Eukaryota; Metazoa; Priapulida; Priapulimorpha; Priapulimorphida; Priapulidae
Exons: 6
Coding region: 174-713 (179 amino acids)
Source: RefSeq, a predicted model, not a curated record